Trypanosoma cruzi is the source of this 798-nucleotide messenger RNA. RefSeq lists its product as uncharacterized. NCBI's taxonomy places the organism in Eukaryota, Euglenozoa, Kinetoplastea, Trypanosomatida, Trypanosomatidae. The coding region runs from base 1 to 798 and encodes 265 amino acids. The transcript has a single exon. The record is from RefSeq and is a predicted model, not a curated record.
AUGUUUGAGAAUCGAACGGUUUCCAGGAAGAAUGCUGUUCCUUUGGUUGAAUUUAUGAGGCUGCUCCGCAAUCAAAGCAGCAACGAGGGAAGAAAGAUUUUUCCUAGACGCUAUAACGGCCGACUAGCGACGCCUUCGAUGCCGAUGGUACAAAAAAAUAUUAUUUCACAGGAGUUGAAAUUCACAGAGGAAGUGGAAACGUUAAAAUAUGAACCACAACGUAAAAAUUGGGUUAGGGGAAAACGAAGACGAAGUCCAUCCAUUGAUAAUUUGCUGCAAAUGAAGUUUCUGCGCUCGCCCUUUGCGUGUGAGAUUUUAACCAAAUCUUCAAAGGGUAUGUAUAGUUCUACCUAUGUCGAUAUUGAACUAAAAUCGCUUGGUCUACACCCUCUGGUGCAGGAAGUUCCCACCACUCGCAAAGAGACAAAGUUAUUGAUAGGAGUUUCAUGUUGUUAUCUGAGAUUGGGGACCGCGCUUGUUGUGAGCGGCUGCAUCGUUGAAGUUAACAUCACAGAUUCUACGGCACAAAUAGUUCCAGAAAAGGGAUUAUGUCUCGACGUGGAGUGGGUGAGUUUAAAAAAGCUCUACUGCAUUCCUGACAAUAUUAGGGACGUAAGGCGAAUUGUCUCGGAAAAAGUUUACGCAAUUAUUAAAGGGGAAAUGGAAGAUCCAAUGCGUGUGGUAAAAACCGAUUUACCCGGUGGGGAGCAAUGGGAAGAAAUUCCCCUGUCCCAGUCUCAAGACGGUGGCGUGGUAGAAGAAGCGGAGGAUACGAAUAAAUAUGCUCACAGUGAGUAA